Messenger RNA from Carya illinoinensis, 2131 nucleotides. Its product is annotated as LIMR family protein At5g01460. The coding region runs from base 218 to 1744 and encodes 508 amino acids. NCBI's taxonomy places the organism in Eukaryota, Viridiplantae, Streptophyta, Magnoliopsida, Fagales, Juglandaceae. The record is from RefSeq and is a predicted model, not a curated record. The transcript has 15 exons.
UUCAGAUUCUCUUUACAGUUACAGCUCACCGGAGCCAUACGGCCAUUCCUUCGCCGGAGCCUCUCUCUCGUCACCUUUAGCUUUCCAAAAAAUAAAAUUAAAUAACAAAAAAGCCAGAUCUACAGAACCCCCCCCCCCAAAAAAAAAAAAAAAAAAAAAAAAAAAAAGAGGAAAAAGCCCCUAAGUCUCGAUCUCCUCGAUUCGGGAGCUCCAAACGAUGGGCGAUUUCAAUCUCGCUCUCGUAAUCGUUGCCAUAGUCGUAUGCAUCCUCGUUUUCAUCUUCAAUGUCUACCUUCUCGUUAACUACCAGCAUCCCGACGACGCGAACCAGGCAUAUUUCCCCAAAUUCGUCGUCGUUUUGGGGCUCUCCGUCGCCGCGAUUUCGAUUCUUAUGUUACCGGCGGACGUGGCGAAUAGGCAGGCUUGUCGGCACUCGAUAUACAAUGGCGCCUGUAAUCUCACCCUGCCAAUGAAGGAUCUGUGGCUAGCUAUCUACAUUCUAGACGCCGUGCUGGUAUUCUUCGUUAUUCCCUUCGCCAUGUUCUACUACGAAGGGGAUCAGGAAAAGAGUGUUGGUAAGAGGAUCAAAAGCGCGCUGCUCUGGGUUGCGACGACGGCGGUCGUUUGCGGUCUCGUGCUUGGCAUUUUAUUCGGACUGAUUGGAAAGGUGGACUUCACUGUUAUGCACCUUUCGUCAACCACUACUUCCUUCCCUAGUACGUGGGACUUCUCUAGUAGUCAACAGUGUAUUGGAGGCACACACCAGUGCUCUGCAUAUUCUGCAAGUGCUUCUUCAGAGAAAACAUGGACUAUGCGCACUACAUUUCCAGAAUAUGUUGUCGCUCUUGCUACCAUUGUCGGAUCUGUACUUUUUGCUAUAUUUGGUGGAGUUGGUAUUGCUUGUCUGCCUUUGGGACUUAUCUUUGCAUUCAUCAGGCGUCCAAAGGCUGUUAUCACUCGCUCACAGUAUAUCAAGGAAGCAACAGAAUUAGGUAAAAAAGCGAGAGAACUGAAGAAAGCAGCUGACAGCCUCCGUCAAGAAGAAAAAAGUGGUUCUAAGGGUCGAAAGUGGCGUAAAAAUGUGAAGGCGGUAGAAAAGGAGUUGCUCCAGUUGGAAGAGGAUGUGAAGCUUCUUGAAGAGAUGUACCCUCAAGGAGAAAAGGCCGAGACUUCGUGGGCAUUGACUAUUCUUGGGUACUUGGCUAAACUUGUGCUGGGAAUUUUGGGGUUGAUUGUUUCGGUUGCUUGGGUUGCACAUAUUGUCAUAUAUCUGUUGAUAAACCCUCCUCUUUCUCCUUUUCUGAAUGAAGUUUUCAUCAAGCUGGAUGAUAUCUGGGGUCUUCUGGGUACUGCAGCAUUUGCGUUCUUCUGCUUUUACCUUCUGCUUGCGGUGAUUGCUGGGGCAAUGAUGCUUGGUCUGAGAUUAGUUUUUAUUACUAUCCACCCCAUGAAGUGGGGAGCCACUCUUAUGAACUCUUUUCUAUUUAACGUUGGUCUUAUUCUUCUUUGCUCCAUCAGUGUGAUACAGUUCUGCUCCACAGCAUUUGCGUACUAUGCUCAAGCAACUGCAGCACAGGAAAUAUUUGGCCACACGCUGCAAUCACUUCGUGGAAUUAGAUAUUUGUACAAGUACAACGUGUUUCAAAUUGCCUUUGUUUGUCUUGCGGGAUUGACGUUUGUGUAUUACGCUGCUUUUGGAUGGAGAAGAAGAAAACCCAGUGGCAGGUUUCAACUUUCUACUUAAGCCUAUUUCUGUUCCACGUUGAAAGGUCUGAUGUGGAAGGUCAGAGAAGUAGGCAGAUAUCAUCCGAGUUGAAUUGGGUUGCUGCAGUGAGAGUGGCAUGGUGAGUGCUGCGAAUGCUGCAACUGUUUAUUCUCUCUCUCUCUCUCUCUCUCUCUCUCUCUGUAUGUAUUAUUCCUUUGUUUAAAUUGUGUUAUAUAUGUUGGCUUGGGCAGCACACGUGGGAACAGGGUUUUGAUAAUUUUCCCUUGAUGUAAUAUAGCCAUUAAGCACAAAAAAGUUGCAUGAGCCAUCCGUUUUUACGAUUCAUAAUUUUGUGUUUAUAUUGUCUUGUACUUAGUUCGAAAAAGUAUUAGAAAGACUGAAUAGAAGAAAGCCUUUGCGUGCUAA